Messenger RNA from Chara braunii, 605 nucleotides. The record is from the annotation of a GenBank genome assembly. Lineage: Eukaryota; Viridiplantae; Streptophyta; Charophyceae; Charales; Characeae.
GGAACUACCAGUGGAAGUCGCAACUAGGAAAAGUCGGCAGCCGGAUGGCCGACUUCAAAGAGGAGCGAAAUCCUGAGGAUGGGACUCUCGGGUACUGCCGAUGGGACUGAGGUACCAAACAAGAACAAAGUGGCCGCGAGUGUGUGUAUAGAUGCGCGAGGUUUUUUUUUUCUCUUUUGGGCGCCAUGCGGUGACCACGACGAGGAGACCACAACGGAGGAGGGGGAUCCUGCAAUAGAGGAGGAGGAGGAGCGUGUAAUGGAGGAGGAGGAAGAGAACUACGAGGAGGAUGGAGGAGGAGGAGGAGGAGGAGGAGGAGGAGGGAGCUACAGCGGAGGAAGAGGAGGAAGCUAUGGCGGAGGAGGAAGAGGAGGAAGAGGAGGAAGAGGAGGAGGAGGAAGAGGAGGCUACGAUGGAGGAGGAGGAGGCCCUCCCUUUCCUUCUCCCCUGUCUUCUUCGCUCACCCGUCUUCCACUGCCGCUGCGUCGCUGCGGACGGUCCACUUGUAAUUUUAAAGACAAAUAAAUUCCACACCCGCACACAAUUUUUCCUACAGCAAGAAAUAAUCAAAGGCAGAUAAGAAGAAACAAAUUGUGUGUGAUGAC